CACCGCAACCUCUUCUGGCGUUCUCUCUCUCUAAAACAAUGGCUAAGCCGACGGAGUACGUUAAGCAUAUCGAGUCGUACGUCGACUCGUCCAGCUCUCCCUCCCAACAGGCUGCCAGUGUGGAUGCACUUGCUAUUCUUUUGAAGAAUGACUUAUUAACCUUAGAAGCUUUAGUUAGAGAAUUGGACUUGUAUUUGACUACUACGGAUAGCAUCAUUCGCUCAAGAGGCAUACUUCUCCUCGGGGAACUAUUGACACAAUUAGAGUUGAAGCCUUUAAGUGAUGCUGCGAUACAUUCCUUGAUAGGAUUCCUUACAGAAAGACUGGAAGACUGGAGAGCUUUGCGUGGUGCACUUGUUGGUUGUUUGGCACUGUUGAGGAGAAAAACUGAUGUUGGUGUGGUAACUGAAAAUGAUGCAGAAGCUGUGAUGAAAUCAUAUAUGCAAUAUCUGCAAGUGCAGUCCAUGGGACAGCAUGACCGGAAGCUCUGCUUUGAACUUCUGGAAUGCCUAUUGGAGCGGUACCCUAAUGCUGUUCAGCCACUGGGCAAUGAACUUUUCUAUUCAAUCUGUGAAGGUAUUGAUGAAGAAAAGGAUCCUCAAUGCUUGAUCCUCGCAUUUCAUAUUGUUGAAGUUGCUGCAAAGUUGUUUCCUGAUCCCUCUGGUCCAUUUGCUAGUUAUGCUGCAGAUAUUUUUGAAAUUUUGGGCCGUUACUUCCCCAUUCAUUUUACACAUCCAAAAAGUGAAGAUAUUGGGGUCAGCAGGGAUGAGCUCUCCAGGGCAUUACUGCUGGCAUUUGCUGCAACACCACUUUUCGAGCCAUUUGCUAUUCCAUUGCUGCUUGAUAAACUCUCUUCUUCUCUGCCAUCAGCAAAGGUUGAAUCCUUUAAGUAUCUUGGUUACUGUGCUCCGAUGUAUGGAUCAGACAGGAUGGCCAAACAUGGUGGAGCUCUUUGGUCUUCGGUGAAAGAUGUUCUGUAUACCUCACCACAGUCUGCUUUGUCUGUGGAGUCAGAGUCAGAUGGUGGUAUGAUUUUUGAGGAGAGUGAUAUUAUGGUUGAAGCCCUGAUCCUUUUGGAGGGGCUUAUCGAGCAAAAUAGUGAUUUGCUCUUAGAUAUGAUCCUUGGAGAUGAGGACAUCAAUAACUUCAUCUGCUCAUUUCCUAAACCUUGGGAUAUUCAUGAUACUCCAUUGCAACUAAGACAACAACUUCAUUCAGUAGGUCGCCUUCUUGCUGUCUCUGCCAAAUCUUCCAUGGCUUCCUGCAAUAGAGUGUUUGAAAAAUUCUUUCCCCAAAUUAUGGAGGCUUUGGGCUGUUCAGUUGGAAAUCAUUCUGAUGAGAGUUUUGCAACUGAAGAUCGUGCUCUUUCUUCUAGAUUUAAUUAUGGUACCUUAUACCUUUGUGUCGAACUCCUUGAUGCAUGUAGAUGUUUGGUUUUGGGUUUCAAAGAAUCUACAUCCUUUCCUGAUUUUAUACACGAGAAGUGGUGUUGCAUGCUGCAUGGCCUUUGCAGAUCAUUAAUCAACAUCUUCUUUUCUAACUUAGAAGUUGUUUCUGGAAAUGCUCAAAGCUCUUUCGCUUAUACUGGAGUAAAGGGUUUGCAGCUUUUGGCUACAUUUCCUAGGAGCUUCGCUCCUGUCUCAUUGUUGCUGUUUGAGAACAUUCUGUUGAAGUUGGUGUCAGCCAUCACUUCUAACUUCGACAAGAAAUUCUCAUGGGGGCUGGAAUUAAAGGCAUUAGUGGAGAUUGGCUUAUAUAUUGAAGGGUAUCAAGAGUCUGAAAAAGCAGCAACUUUUGCUAGGAUUGUUGUAGACAAGUUUGUGUCUUGGAUAUCUUCUGAUGAGCCUGCUAUGCCGCUAUCUCUCAAAAUGCAAGCAAUUUGUGAAACUGGAAUGACAGGAAUUAGCAAUAUGCUGAGAAUUGUCCAAGGGAUGGAAAAGGCUAUAUCUGCCAAAUUCACUCAGGCUUAUGUUGAUGGUAAUUUUGAGUCAGUGGAAUUGGUAAUCAAGGUUCUGGAGUGCUAUAGUGCUAGGGUACUCCCAUGGUUUGAAAUGAAUGGAGGUUCUGAGGAAGUUGCUUGGAAUUUGGCAGCUAUUAUUUGGGACAAGAUUGACAAUUCUAGUUCUGUCAAUCUCACUGUUCAAAAUUACGAACUUCUUGGUGCAGCUAUGACAGCAAUGAAACAAGCAGUUCGAUGCUGUUCACAGGAAAGUCAGGAAAAGAUUGUCAAUAGAGCCUUUAGGGUACUAUCAGCAAGCACCUUGUUUCCUCUGAAAGAUUCACCAUUUGCCACUUCCUUGUCCAAUUCAGAAGACUUAUACCUUAAUCAUCAUGUUGACAGAGUUUCAUGUAGAGAUGAAUGGAUCAUUUCACUGUAUGCUUCAGUUGUUAUUGCACUCCGUCCUCAAACACACGUCCAAAAUUUAAAGGUGGUUUUACAGUUAUUCAUAUUGGCCCUUACAAAAGGUCAUAUUCCUUCGGCUCAGGCAUUGGGUUCUUUGGUUAACAAAUUGCCUUCAAAAACCAAUGAAAGGCAUUUGUCACAAGAAUAUGGUGUGGAAGAGGCAAUAGAUGUGAUACUAACAAGUAGCAUAUGGAAUUUCUGCCAGAGUAAUACUCUCAGAAAAUGCUCUUUGUUUGGUGGUGGCAAUGAGAUACAUAAUACCAAGUGCCUUGCUGGUUUAAAUCAUACCUCGGUUCACAUUUCUGCAAUUGUUGGACUGGCUUGGAUAGGAAAGGGAUUGAUUAUGCGAGGUCAUGAAGGGAUAAAGGACAUCACAAUGACUUUUUUAGGUGUCUUACUUGAGAACACCAAUAAUGGGGAUUUUCCAGAGUCAUGUGAUCCAAUUGAAGGCAAAGAGCAAGAAGUGAUCCCUCUAAUGAAAUCUGCUGCUGAUGCAUUUCAUAUUCUCCUGAGUGAUUCCGAAGAUUGUUUGAAUAGGAACUAUCAUUCAGUGAUACGGCCACUUUACAAGCAACGGUUUUACAACUCUGUUAUGCCCCUUUUAUUAUCUUCGACAAGGCAAUCUAAUUCAAUAAUAACUAGAUCCAUGCUAUUCCGAUCAUUUGCACAUGUAAUAUCAGAGACCCCUCUGUCUGCUAUGAUAAGUGAAGCUAAUAAGCUCAUUCCCUUGCUUCUAGAUAGCUUGUCCACCUUGACUGAGGAUGUUAUGCAUAAAGAUGUCAUCUACAAUGUCAUUCUAGUCCUAUCUGCAAUUUUGAUGGACAAAAAUGGACAAGUAGCUGUUUUGGAAAAUGCACAAGCCAUAAUUAACCAGCUUAUUGGGCUUGCGGCGUAUCCUCAUAUGAUGGUAAUUCGAGAGACAGCAAUUCAGUGCCUUGUUGCAAUGUCUGAACUGCCUUAUGCGAGGAUUUAUCCAUUGAGAACAAAGGUUUUACAAGCUAUAUCAAAAGCCUUGGAUGAUCCAAAGAGGGCUGUCAGACAAGAAGCAGUCAGAUGUCGCCAAGCUUGGGCAUCAAUUGCCUCAAGAAGCCUUCACUUUUGAAAUACUAAAUAACAUCGAGUUCCAAGGCUUGUGAGAUAAGGGAAGAUGAAGAAGUACCAUUGUCAUGCUAUACUAAUCUUUCUUGGUAGCUGAAACUGGAAACUACUCAGUCAUGCAUCUCAAAUUGCAG
This is a messenger RNA of Coffea eugenioides, 3636 nucleotides long. RefSeq names its product MMS19 nucleotide excision repair protein homolog. Gene Ontology annotation, cellular component: cytosolic [4Fe-4S] assembly targeting complex. Lineage: Eukaryota; Viridiplantae; Streptophyta; Magnoliopsida; Gentianales; Rubiaceae. The transcript has 21 exons. Gene Ontology annotation, biological process: iron-sulfur cluster assembly. The record is from RefSeq and is a predicted model, not a curated record. The coding region runs from base 39 to 3506 and encodes 1155 amino acids.